Messenger RNA from Exophiala mesophila, 1725 nucleotides. RefSeq lists its product as uncharacterized. The transcript is spliced from 3 exons. The record is from RefSeq and is a predicted model, not a curated record. NCBI's taxonomy places the organism in Eukaryota, Fungi, Ascomycota, Eurotiomycetes, Chaetothyriales, Herpotrichiellaceae. Gene Ontology annotation, molecular function: catalytic activity. The coding region runs from base 1 to 1725 and encodes 574 amino acids.
AUGGGAAGCAUUGGUGUCGCGGAAUCGUACUCCAUUCCCAAGGAAUGCGAGAAACUUUUGACCACUGAACUACUAAAGAACCCCAAGAUAUCCAAAGACAUUCCUAAUGAGGCUGCUCAAUAUGCUUCCAAAAUCAGCUUCACUGGUUCUGAUCUACCAUCUAUCCCCAUCAACUGGAGAUUCGCCGAGUCUGCUGCAUCCUUGAAAGCUUUUGAGGCAUGCAUCGUGGCUGCUCUCCUCAAACGCAAGUACAAUACCGAGUUCGCUGGUGCGACCAUCGAUACCGAUCAUGCGCAACUCUUUUUCAUGUCAACACUAGUCUGGUCCAUCAAGAACGGAAGUGGUGAACCAAUUACAUAUACCACGAACCCGGGAAAACUUGACGAGCUGAUCCCCAACUAUGACUUCCACAAGCAAAGUUCAAGUCUCUAUCGCAUUUGUGCCACCAACAUCUACCGAACCAAGGAUAACAGAUUCUUCCACCUGCACGGGAGCAUGAAUCCCAAUCCAACGUUGGAGAGCAUUGGGUUUCCAGAAGACAGACCAGAACUCACCACCUGGGAGGCUGCUAUGCAGCCUUUUAUCGAAAAAUUGGCCACCAUCGAGUCCAAAGAAAUUCAACGAUUGGCGUCAGAGGAAUACAAGCAAGCCGGCGUCAUCGCUGAGACGGUUGACUCUUUCCGAGCGACCGAGCAUGGCAAAGCUAAUGCUCACGUCGGCCUCUUUGAGAUUCAUCCGGUAUCCAAUCCUAACCAUAAACCAUCGUGGUGGCCAUCAUCACCACAGACGUCGGCUCAACGCCCGCUUGCUGGUCUCAAGGUCGUCGAUCUUACCCGCGUUAUUGCAGCGCCGGCAAUCACACGUGGGCUGGCAGAGUUGGGUGCUAGCGUAAUGCGAGUGACAUCCCCGAACCUUGUCGACUUCAGCCAGCUACACGUCGAUUUGAGCUGGGGAAAGUGGCAAUGUAGCAUCGACUUAAAGAGCGAAGAGGGAAAGAAGAAGCUCAAAGAACUGAUUCGAGAUGCAGAUGUGGUGGUUCAAGGCUAUCGACCAGGCGUCCUCGAUAAGUAUGGAUUCAGCCAAGAUGCUAUUAUCGAUCUGGUUAAAGAUCGUGAACGCGGCAUCGUCUCCGUACGUGAAAACUGCUAUGGUUGGAACGGUCCUUGGUCCUAUCGCUCAGGAUGGCAACAAAUAAGUGAUGCUUGCAUCGGUAUCUCGGCAGGAUUCGGCAAGGCAAUGGGACUGAAGGACAAUGAAGCCGUGACACCUGUUUUCCCCAAUAGCGAUUACAUGACCGGAAUCGCCGGGGUGACAGGCAUCUUGUCUGCAUUGAUGCAAAUGGCCGAAAAGGGGGGUAGUUACAAGGUCGACGUGGCGCUAAACUACUACAACCAGUGGCUCGCCAACUCGGUGGGAGAGUAUCCAGAGGAGGUAUGGCAAGACGUGUGGAAACGGAACGGCAGUGAAGUAUUCAGGUCUUACCACAACAUGCCUUACCUGAUCCCACGAUAUAUGUCCUACAUUGCGAAGAACUCCAACCUCCUAGACCCCAAGUUUUUCGAGGACCGGGAGAGUAAGGCUAUCGACUCGAUCGUUAAAACAGUGAAACCGAUUGUUCAAUACAAGAAUGAUCAAGUGGUGCUGAAAUACAAUGUGGGAACUCGAGGAAAUGGAAAGGAUGCCGCAAAGUGGCCGGAGGAUCUGAUGACCGAGGUGGUCACAUAG